Molecule: messenger RNA, 2607 nt
Organism: Phytophthora sojae
Lineage: Eukaryota; Oomycota; Peronosporomycetes; Peronosporales; Peronosporaceae
Exons: 2
Coding region: 1-2607 (868 amino acids)
Biological process (GO): regulation of DNA-templated transcription
Cellular component (GO): nucleus; chromatin
Molecular function (GO): protein binding; histone H3K36 methyltransferase activity
Source: RefSeq, a predicted model, not a curated record
AUGGAGGCGGGAGCUAGCGCAGACGCCUCUGGGCCACCGCAGCAGCAGCAGCAGCAGCAGCAGGAGCAGGAGCAGGAGCAGGAGCAGCCCUCGGUAGCGCAACCCGCCAAGGAGACGACGAAGCCUAUCGUCGAGGUUGAAGCCUCCGCGGCCGCUGCGAACGCAUCACCGACCACGAACGAUGAGGAAGCUGAAGCUGCUGCGACCAACGCGAAGCCUUCGGUGGAGCAGGACGCCAGCGAGACGAACGACGUUGCUGGUGCCACUGCUACUGACGAGCAUGAAGAGGUCGCUAAUAAGAGCGGGACCUCUGAAGGGGUCGAGACUGUGACUUCCGGAACCAAGCGAGCUCACGAAGUGGAUGAGGACGGAGAAGACGCCGCGUCGCAGAAAGUGAAGCGUGCCGCUCUAGGGGACGACGACAGUACCGUACCCAGUACUUCUGCGUCUGCUGGCCAGACGACGGACGAGACCGCGGACGACAGCUCGGAUGAUGUGGAGAUGGCCGAGCCCAUGGACGAGGAGGAGGUGCUCCGAAACGAUGCAAUGCACGCCACGGAGGAGGAGAAGCGUGCGCACCAGGAGUUCUGCUCCAGCCUGCAGGAGAAACAGCAGGUGGAUGUCUACGAUGUGGGCACCAGGGAGUGGCUCGCAGCCAAGAUCGAGCGCGUCGAGGGCGAGAGCUACACGGUUCACUACAUGGGGUGGAACUCCAAGUGCGAUGAGAAGAUUGAGAAAAGCAGCAUCUACCGCAUUCAACCCAAAGCCACGAGAGCUCCAAAGGCGUGGGAAAAGCACCAAGCGAAGAUCGACAAGCAUCGGCGCAAUGAGGAGCAAAGGCUCGCGGCUGCAGCUGCAACUACAAGUGAGAACCUCGAACGGCUCAAUGCGGAGCAGCUGGAACUUGCUCCUACGUUUGUUCAGACUGGUCUCACCCGGUCAGGACGCGCGAUCACGAGACGCGUUGAGAACGGAGCGCUGAAGAAGCCCAAAACGCCAGCGAAGAAGAAAGAUGCAGCGGCUGUGGAGUCCAAGUUCCCGGAAGAAGAUCUGUGCGGUAUCUGUGGAGAAAUCGAGGAUGACGACCUGACGGACAUGAUCUUGUGCGACGGCGGCUGCCUCAAGUCGUAUCACUUCUCGUGUCUGGGCAUUGAGUCUGCUCCUGAGGGUGAGGAAUGGCUGUGCGAGCAGUGUCGUACGAACGAGCAGUUGUGCUUUGGGUGCGGCCGCAACGGCACAAUCAACGAGAAAGGUGGUGUCUUGCAUCUCCCAUGGAUGUUCUUGCCGAAGCGUGACCCGGACGCGAGCAGUCCUGACGACUGCCACCACUUUCGUCUCAUGCGAAAUAUUAUUGAAGAUGUCCGUCUCCAACCGCCAACAUACCGCAAGCUGGGGCGCAGCAUUUACACGUUCAAGCAGCCGAAGGUCUCACUUGAAGACGCACCCAUGUGUGAAUGCAAGCUACAGUGUGGAGACGAUUGCAUCAAUCGCCUGAGUUUCACGGAGUGCUUCGGCCCCGCACCGACUCCAGGGAUGAAAUUCAACAAGCAAAAUAGAGAAUCAAACUGCAUGCUGGGUGAGAACUGUGGAAAUCGCGCGCUCCACCAAAAGAUUUACCCCCGUUUCGAGAAAUUCCACACGGUUGAAAAGGGCUGGGCUCUUCGUGUGUUGGAGCCUGUCAAAGCGGGGCAGCUAGUUAUCGAGUACGUGGGCGAGGUAAUCAACGAAGAGGAGAAGGAACGCCGACUGCUCGACCACGCCAAGAACAGCCCGGAGGACAAGAACAUGUACAUUAUGGAGCUUGGCAAGGGCGAGUACAUCGAUGCACGGUUUAAAGGCAGCGUCUCCAGAUUCAUCAACCACUCGUGUGACCCCAAUUGCCACCUGCUGAAGUGGCGCGUGAAGGGUGUGAACCGAAUCGCCAUCACCGCUCUGAAGGACAUUGAGCCGGGCACAGAGCUCUCGUACGACUAUCAGUUCCACACGAAGCAGGCGAUGGAGUGGAAGUGUCAUUGCAAGUCCGCAAACUGCCGUGGAACCAUGGCGCCUGAGAAGAUUAACCAGCAGGAGGCACCGGCGAAGAAGCUCACGAAGAAGGAGCAAAUGAAGCAGAAGAAACGCGCUCUCAUGCAAGAAAAGAUCCAACACGAUAAGGAGAUCAAGAGCACUGCGAGGCGGCUUUCGUUGACGGCGCACGUGAGUAUGGGCGACCGAACGACGAUUGACAAGAUUGCUGUUCGCACGGGUCCGGCGGCACGGGAGCUGAAGUGGGCCAAGUUCAAUCAUCUCUUCAUGGUGCGUGACGCUAAGCACGGCUUCAACUUCAAACUUCGCAAGGAACUGCGCGAUAUGAGAGCUGAGGGUAGUGGGAAAGUUAAGCGAGAGCAACUUAGCGUCUCUGGAUCGACGACUGCGGCAUCAAGUCGAUCUGUAAGCCCCGUUCGUCGUUCGGAUACACAAGUGCCGCUAGAAGUUGAAGGCCAGGAGGUUGCGAACAAGGUGACGGUCUCAGAAGAGUGCAAACCGAAGGAGUCGAUGGGUAACGAUGAGCCAGUCGCCACCGAGCAGCCACAAGUACCCAAGGAAAACCCAGUUGUGCAGGCUUAA